This is a messenger RNA of Anastrepha obliqua, 3752 nucleotides long. RefSeq names its product protein masquerade (gene mas). The transcript is spliced from 13 exons. Bases 512 to 3700 code for a protein of 1062 amino acids. Gene Ontology annotation, molecular function: serine-type endopeptidase activity. Gene Ontology annotation, biological process: proteolysis. The record is from RefSeq and is a predicted model, not a curated record. Lineage: Eukaryota; Metazoa; Arthropoda; Insecta; Diptera; Tephritidae.
AUAUGUUUAUGUGUCACAUUUAUUUUCGUUCUUCAAGCGUAUUUUUCAAAACUACAAAACACCAAACGCAGAAAAAAUGAGGAAAAAAUGCUUUCGUGCCGCUUCACUAAAACAGCAUCAACGUAAGCAGCAACGGGAUCAUCAACAUCAAACCCUUUUGUUUAAUCAAAUCAGACAAUAAGCGAGAACCAACGAAAGGACAUAAGAACGAGUUGAACGCUAACAGAAAAAAACUCAUCUGCAUAUAGAAUCGCCUGCGGACGCGAUGAAACAUACAAACGCAUACACACAAGCAAACAGCUGCCACCACCACAAACGCCAUCAAGCAACAUCUCAACCAGCCGGCGAGGAUCUUCGUGCUGUCUGUGAUCCCUGGCUCGCAUUUAUCUAUUUGUCUAGAUUAAACUGAUGAGCUGGCCAACAGACGAUUGCCUUACUUAUCUCAAGUAAUAGAAUUAUAAAUCAAAAUUGUUAUUAACUACGUGUUUAAAAUUCAAGCCGAGGACGAACAAUGAAUUUAAAUUGGAAGACCACUUUAGUGGUCUGUUUCACUCUACUACAUUUACCAUUGGGAAUAUACAGUCAAGAUGACUCCUUAGCGGGAAGUUUUCUAUCGGGGCUCCUAGACACUAUCACAAGCACAGCCGAUUCGAAGGAUUGUCCCGGAGUUUGUGUCCAUACUUUGGCCACGCUAAUUUGCUAUGAAGUACUCGAUGAUAUACCAUGUCCAUCGCCUAGUAUGAAGUGUUGUAUUGAAAGUGCACCAGGUAAAAACAUUACCUUGGCGCAUACCAGCACAACUUCUACGUCAACCACUACCAGUACAACAAGCACUACCAAGCGUCCAACAACCACGACUACCAAAUUGACUACCACCUCAACUACAGCUAAACCGAAACCGAAGACCACUUCUAAGCGGCCAACUACAACCACCACUACAACGACAACCACUAAAAAGUCAAUCAUCACCAAGAAACCGACUACUACCAGCACAUUGGCGCCCAAAAAGGCUGAUGAAAAGGAUGCUGGACCCAAUGAUAGUGCGAAAGUGCAAAACUGCACGGGCGUUUGUGUGGCCGAUCGUAUUGCCGAAUAUUGUGAGGCAUAUUUGACCACAAGUGGGCUCUGUACAGCGGGCACGAAAUGUUGCGUCUCGUUGAAUGAUUACGCAAAUACGAAACUUCCGAAGGAUAUCUAUGUACCAGCUAAACACAUGGCGAAUCUGCAUAAUAUGCAAUAUAAAAAUAAUAAGACCAGCAUUGCUACGAAACAAACCGCCACUAAAGCAACCACCUCGACAACGUCAGCCUCAAGUACCACCAUCACCACACCUGAGCCGGCGCGCACCAAGAUUACUAAUAAUAUUAACGCCAACAAGCCGGCGAAACAUAAGAAAACUCCGCCUACAACAACCACUACAACCGAAGAUCCCGCCGAUGAGGAGCAGGAAGUGGAGGACGAUGAUGCCGAGGCAGAAGGUGAAACCAACAACGACGCCAAUGACAAAGCUGAAAAUCCGAAUGGUCAAACUCUAAAGGAAUGUGAGGGUGAAUGCAUGAAUGGCAUUUUUGCUAUUUUUUGUGAUGACAUCGACUCAGAGGCAUUCUGUCCCGGUGAAGGCAGUUGUUGUGUAACGGGUGCUGCCUCUGAGGCCACACCGACUCUUGCUACUAAAACAACACCGACCAAACCGGCGACAAAGAUUGCCAAGCCACAGCAAAAACCGGCUGCUAAACCAGCACCGCCACAGCAGAGUGUACCGCCCCUAUUACAGUCCGUAGGUGGCGGUAAUGAUUUCUUCUCACAAAUACUAUCCUUCGCAGAAAACACGCUCGGUGGCACUGGAAAUCAGCCAGCUCCUCAGACACCACCGCCCGUGCAGCGUUGCCCAGGCUUUUGUUUGCUCAACAUAAUGGCGGCCUUCUGCGAGCGGCCUUCGGUGCUUAUCACAACACCAACAACAUGCGCCAAAGGUUCAGUCUGCUGCGACAAUACUGCUUCCCCACCAAAACUCCCACCACAAAACAGACGACCCCCUGCGCCAUCGGCUACAACACCCGCUACCGCACCUUAUGUUGUGCCCAGCACACCACUGCCAGAUCCACGUGAGGAAUGCCCUGGCUCCUGCAUUGUGCCACUACUUAGCUUCACCUGCUUCAAAAACGCCGAGAUGACCGAUCUAUUCAAGUGCAAGCGUUCUGGCCAAAUUUGCUGUGCACCCAAGAGUCGUAUUCUCGAAAAGCAACAGUUCCAGACACGCAACGAUACUCUCUACACGAAUUAUCCCCCACCACCGCCAAUGGUUGGAGUACCACAGCCAUAUCCACCGCAACCACAAUAUCCUCCACCACAUUACAUGGUUACACAAUCGCCGCAAACGCAUCACCAUUACCCUCCACCCCCACCACCACCAAUACUACAGCAGCAACAUCAGCCUCAACCACAACAACCUACGUAUGAUUACGCGCACUAUGGACCAGCUUUGGUGCCUCAGCAACAGGGUCACCCCCCACCACCGCCACUACCACCCACCACAACAAUAACAACUACUACGACCACCACCACAACGCCGCGUCCACAUAUUUACUCGAAAUACGUUUGCGGUGUCAAGGGCACUUUGCGCAGUGGACGCUCACGCUUCUCGCCGGCCCUGUCGCUAGUCUCCUAUGCACGUGCGAUGUAUGGUAUACAGCGUUCUUCGCGUCAACUAAGCCAGCUAUCCCAGCCACAAAUUCAAUUGAACAAAUCAAAUGAACGCCUUAUAUUGGGAUCUACAAUAGUGCCCAUACAAAUACACAACGAUCUGAUACCGAGCGAUGAGUGGCCUGACGCGAACCAGCUGCGGUCAUACCAUGAACACAACUCAAUUUCAGCGGCAGCUGUACAAAGCCAUUACCGACACUCGGUGGUCGGUGAACCGGUGUUUGCAAUGAAUUAUAAUGCCUCGCGUAGACGAGCCCGUGUGGUUGGCGGCGAGGAUGGCGACAAUGGAGAGUGGUGCUGGCAAGUGGCGCUGAUCAACUCGUUGAAUCAGUAUUUAUGCGGAGCAGCGCUAAUCGGUACGCAGUGGGUGUUGACGGCGGCACAUUGUGUAACAAACAUUGUACGAUCGGGCGAUGCCAUUUACGUGCGAGUCGGCGACUACGAUCUGACACGGAAAUACGGCAGUCCUGGCGCGCAAACUCUUCGUGUAGCUACAACGUAUAUUCACCACAAUCAUAAUAGCCAAACAUUGGACAACGACAUUGCAUUGCUCAAAUUGCACGGACAGGCAGAGCUACGAGAUGGUGUAUGCUUGGUCUGUCUACCAGCUCGUGGCGUCAAUCAUGCAGCCGGCAAACGUUGCACAGUCACCGGUUACGGAUACAUGGGUGAAGCCGGUCCGAUACCGUUGCGCGUGCGUGAAGCUGAAAUACCAAUCGUUAGCGAUGCAGAGUGCAUACGUAAGGUGAAUGCAGUCACUGAGAAGAUAUUUAUUCUACCCGCCUCAAGUUUCUGUGCCGGUGGCGAAGAGGGCAACGAUGCUUGCCAAGGUGAUGGUGGCGGUCCGUUGGUGUGCCAGGAUGAUGGAUUCUUUGAGCUGGCCGGGUUGGUGUCCUGGGGUUUCGGUUGCGGACGCGUUGAUGUGCCAGGUGUAUAUGUAAAAGUCUCCUCAUUCAUCGGUUGGAUCAAUCAAAUUAUCAGCGUUAAUAAUUUAUAGUCUUAACAAAUUUGGAAGUUAAGCCCACGAAUAUAAAGAAUAAUGAAAACUA